Messenger RNA from Cynara cardunculus var. scolymus (artichoke), 1311 nucleotides. RefSeq names its product F-box protein At5g07610-like. Gene Ontology annotation, molecular function: protein binding. Bases 1 to 1311 code for a protein of 436 amino acids. The record is from RefSeq and is a predicted model, not a curated record. Lineage: Eukaryota; Viridiplantae; Streptophyta; Magnoliopsida; Asterales; Asteraceae. The transcript has a single exon.
AUGGAAACGAUCGGUAGAGGUUCGCCGGAAAAUUAUGUUUGGCCGGAGACGCUUACCACCGCUUUGGAAACCGAGAACAAAGAAAGAGCCCUAACAUUCAUGCGGCAAAUGAAUACAGCAGACGUGAAAGCGAAUUCAACUUCCGGUCGUUCAUCGUCAAAUUCAUCUGCUGCUGAUUUGAUAGAUUCUAGCCAAGAUCUUUUAACCGAAAUUUUUCUAAGGUUACCGGUGAUUACACUCAUUCGACUCACGUCCGUAUCAAAACAGUGGAACUUCUUUAUCAAAAGUCAUAGUUUCGGUCUCCUCCGAAACCCUCACCCCGAUCCCCCUUCCGGUCUCUUUUUUGAAGGUUGGGAUGCUCGGUCUAAAUAUCAUUACGUGCCACUGGAUUUCGGGAAUACGGUGAAUAGACCUCCAUUUACGACUCUCCGUUUUGACUCAGGUGCUAUAAAGAUUUUACAAUCUUGCAAUGGUUUACUCCUCUGCGUUAAUGAUUUUCAAAAGUAUUACAUAUACAAUCCAACCACCAAUCGAUUUACCACACUUCCGCCACUAAACAAUUUCAAUCCGGAUGGUUUUUGUUGUAUGACAUUAGCGUUUGAUCCUUCAAAAUCAUCUCAUUACAAGGUGGUAUGCAAUUACAUGUACAGAGUUAUGAUGAUUGAGAUUUACUCUUCCAAAUCAGGGAAGUGGAAGAUCUCAAAUGAACGUAUGGAUGAUUUAGUAGAUGUUGAUCGAGGUGUCUACGGACACAAUGCCAUUCAUUGGAUGAGUUUCCCAAAUCGGCUUGUCUAUUUGAAGUUAGACGAGGAGCUACUUCAUUAUAUCGAUAUAGAUACACCUGAUACCACCAUUUAUGGCACAAUUCUUGAUGAAUUCUUAACCGAAUCUCGUGAUGGCAUGCUUCUUGUUGUGCGUUGCUGUAGGUUUCGGAGAUUGAAUGUGUAUGAAAUUAACAAAGACUAUUCUGAAUGGUCCAUCAAGUAUCAUGUCGAUCUUGAAGAGGUUAUUAGGGUUUGUCCCAACAUGCUCACCCGUUUAGGGCUUCAUUUUGUGGUGCAAUCUCUUGUGUUAGGAGGAAGAGAAGAGGAUUCAUUCAUAGUACUGGAACUUCCUGGGAAGCUUAUACAAUACAAGUUUGUGUUAAACACCAUCUCUCAGCUCCGUGAUUUCACCACGGAGAGCCGCCGUUGUACUCAUGGUGGUUUCUUUCCAAAGACCAUCUUCCAGCUUUCGGAUUUUACGCCUGAGAAUCGACGUUUCAUCAAUGGCAGCUGUUUCCAUUUCAUUCCAUCUCUGGCUGCUGUCUAA